UCGUGUAUUGAUGAAAUAGAUAGUAGAUAGACGUUACGCAGAAAGUCGACACAUCUAAACAGUAUAACAGUUUUUGUUUUGUGGAAAUGAUUGAAGUAGGUAAUGUUUAUACCAGUGAAUGAAGUUUUUAAAUAUAUUGAAAAAGAAUAAAUAUCUUCAGUGCAAAAUGGAAGCGUACCAACAAAUAUCACAGAACAAUGAGGUCUCUAUCGAGAUGGAUUUGCUGCAGGUGGGCUCCGAACCUGUAGGGAUGCGAUGCCCUUAUUGCCAAGAAGAUGUUAUGACCCAAGCAAAUUAUAGAAACACUACAUUGACCCACAUUAUAGCUUUAAUACUAGGAAUAUUAUUCUGGUGGUUAUGCUGUUGCAUUAUUCCUUAUAUGGUGAAGAGGUGGAAGAACGUCGAGCAUUACUGCCCUAAUUGUAGACGGUUUCUGGGUAUUUAUACAAGGAACAAAAUAUUUUAAUCCCAUCCUUAGUCAGCAACGUUUCGGUUAUAUUUUAACUAAAAAUGUCCUGCAUUUUAAAGAACCUUUUUUAAUUAUGUGGAGUUGUGUAGAAAAAAUAGCGACCAUCUAAAUAUUUGAUAUAAAGACGCCACCCUCUGGAAUACAAUAUCUAACUUCUAACAAAAAAAGCCCCGUAAGUAGGUACUACGAAUACAUACAAGAUGUAGACACCAAAUAGGUAUACCUGGAGUUAUUUUGUAAAUAAAAUAUAUAUAUUUUCUAU
This is a messenger RNA of Pararge aegeria (speckled wood butterfly), 731 nucleotides long. Its product is annotated as lipopolysaccharide-induced tumor necrosis factor-alpha factor-like. Gene Ontology annotation, molecular function: zinc ion binding. The coding region runs from base 119 to 466 and encodes 115 amino acids. The record is from RefSeq and is a predicted model, not a curated record. NCBI's taxonomy places the organism in Eukaryota, Metazoa, Arthropoda, Insecta, Lepidoptera, Nymphalidae. The transcript is spliced from 3 exons.